Molecule: messenger RNA, 900 nt
Organism: Symbiodinium sp. CCMP2592
Lineage: Eukaryota; Dinophyceae; Suessiales; Symbiodiniaceae
Source: the annotation of a GenBank genome assembly
AUGAUAGUCGCAACCCUUUCCCCUCGCGGGGAUCUGGAUCGCUCGGAUCGCUCCUGUGUGCGGCGGGUGAUCACACUAGUGAUCACACUGCUGCCCGCCUGCGGCUGGGUCGCAUCAGUGAUCACACUGCUGCCCGCCUGCGGACGCAGAGUCAUCAGACGUGGGCGGGACCGGGGCUGGGCGGAACUCGGGCGGGACAAGGGCGGGACAUGGCGGGACGUGGGCGGGACAUGGCGGGACAUGGGCGGGACAUGGCGGGACAUGGGCGGGACAUGGCGGGACAUUGGCGGGACAUGGGCGGGACACGGGCGGGACAUGGGCGGGACAUGGCGGGACACGGGCGGGACAUGGGCGGGACAUGGGCGGGACAUGGCGGGACACGGGCGGGACAUGGCGGGACACGGCGGGACAUGGCGGGACACGGGCGGGACAUGGCGGGACACGGGCGGGACAUGGCGGGACAUGGGCGGGACAUGGCGGGACAUUGGCGGGACAUGGGCGGGACACGGGCGGGACAUGGGCGGGACAUGGCGGGACACGGGCGGGACAUGGGCGGGACAUGGGCGGGACAUGGCGGGACACGGGCGGGACAUGGCGGGACACGGCGGGACAUGGCGGGACACGGGCGGGACAUGGCGGGACACGGGCGGGACAUGGCGGGACAUGGGCGGGACAUGGCGGGACAUUGGCGGGACAUGGGCGGGACACCCAAAACGGCCCCAGACACCCUCGGGCCCCGCCCCGGACACCUUUCCCGGGCCCCGCCCCGGACAUCCCGGACACAACCCCGCACAUCCCGGACACGACCCCGGACAUCCCGGACACGACCCCGGACAUCCCGGACACGACCCCGACACGACCCCGGACACCCCGAACACGAGACCCCCAAACAGGUGCUAA